AUGUCAUCAUCUCUUCCACUUACAUCCUCUAUAUCUGGCACAAACGCAAAUGGUCAUGGUCAUUCACGAAACGCUUCAACAUACAUAUCAGCCGAAGCUGGUCGACCUAGCAGUACGAACAUCUCAAAUCCAAGUGGUCUAACACAGAGAUCACCCAGUCCAUCACCUACCAGACCAACAUUCGGAUUCAACAAUGAUGUCCCCAUACCCCACUCGAACGGUCCCAUAGCAUUAGACAAGUCGCUCUCAGGAUCUGGUUCUGGUUCUGGGAUACAGCCAGGAGGGGGAUGGAGUAGCCUGACGCCCCAGAGGGUUGGGAAAGCUAUCGGAGCGAGGUUCAUGAGAGCUGUCAGGAGAGGGAAUUUACCGUUUCUGUUGGUCUUCUUUAGUUGUACGAUAGUAUUCUUCUCAGCCUUAGCAGGAGUAGGGUAUCACGAACCCCUUCCUGAUUCCCUCUCUGGUGUCGGAUCACCAACACCUACUGAGGCAAUUGCGAAUCCCGGAGAGUUUAGGGUGGGUGGACCGGUUUUUGAUGAUAGGAAAGGAUUAGAGAGGAGGAUAGCGGAACAGAGGGCUUUAGAAGAAUCUUGGGCGAGGAAGAGGAGACCUAAGGAUGGCGCAUGGAUGCGUAAACAACGUGACGACAAGGCAAUCCGACGUAAACCCAACCAAGGACAAGGUACAGCUACCUCGGGAAAUAAUGGCGAUAGUAAAGAGACAGUUGGAGUAGUUGUGGAAGGUGGUCAGGGUUUAGCUAAGAGGGAUAUCAUCAGUACGACGGCGAUUUAG
Messenger RNA from Kwoniella botswanensis, 789 nucleotides. RefSeq lists its product as uncharacterized. The record is from RefSeq and is a predicted model, not a curated record. The transcript is spliced from 3 exons. The coding region runs from base 1 to 789 and encodes 262 amino acids. NCBI's taxonomy places the organism in Eukaryota, Fungi, Basidiomycota, Tremellomycetes, Tremellales, Cryptococcaceae.